Molecule: messenger RNA, 6776 nt
Organism: Eupeodes corollae
Lineage: Eukaryota; Metazoa; Arthropoda; Insecta; Diptera; Syrphidae
Gene: Ptp99A
Product: tyrosine-protein phosphatase 99A
Exons: 17
Coding region: 1760-5788 (1342 amino acids)
Biological process (GO): protein dephosphorylation
Molecular function (GO): protein tyrosine phosphatase activity; protein binding
Source: RefSeq, a predicted model, not a curated record
GACUUGUUUUUUUUUUGGCGGGAAUACAGUUUCAAAAUUUAAUUUUUGAAACUUUAAAUUAUCUUUGAGUUGGACAUUAUACCAGCCUAACCAUAAGCAUAGGCUUUUCAGCAACCUCUCAUCUCGCAGACAUCUUUUGUGUUCGUUCAAAACUUGUGUAAGUUCCGACUUUUGUCUUUCGCAUAACGCUUUGUAUUUAAGGACUCCCCAUGACAGUGGGAGCAAGAAAAUCUUGAAAACUUGAGUUUUCCUCAACCGUAAAGGAUAGUGCGCUGUGCUGUGUUGCUGGUGUCGCUGAUGGUGUGCUUCUCUCCAUGGUCCAGAAGUGGCACAAGUGCAAGUGCAUAUAAUAAUGUGUGCUUUCUCAUAAAUCAUUUUCGCUGGGCAAGUUGCAAAGUUGCAUUGUGAGUGAGCAAGUGUAGGUGGUCGUGGUAUCCUUGUUUGUUUUCGUUGUUCUUGUUAUUUCUGCAUCCUUGUGUCGUGUUGUUUGAUCCUGUCGUUUCUAUCGUUGCUGUCGUUAGCCGUGGUUCGUUGGCAAUGUCGUUGUCGACGACGAAGCCUUCAUCAUCGUCGUCAAAAGGCCUCAUCUCGUCAUCCGUCGUCGUGGUCCUUGUUGUUGUCGGUCGUUGACGCGUGUUUGUUUUGAAAAAAGGAAUCUUGUUCUUUUUUAUAAUUUGUGCUUUAAACUUAAGCGAGGAUACGGGCGUGCAGAAUACAAAGUGUGCACCACCUGCAUAGUGAUGUUAACAACAAAAUAAUUGUGCAAAGGGUGGCAAAGUAAAUUGGCUUAAGUUCAGGUGUUGGAUCAAAAAGGAAAGAGAAAUAAAAUGCAAAGCAGCGGGCUUACCUCUAUUUUUUUAUUUCCAUCUGCAUCAGAGCUUUAAUUGUGCAAACGAAAAUAAAAGAAAAACAAAAAGUUGUGAACGGCAAAAGAGGAAACAAAAACCGGAUGUUGACACGAUUUCCUUUUGGCCGUCUCGUUUCGAAGUGUUUUCUGGAUGGAAAAAAGAACUCCUCGAAAAAAGUGGGCACAAAAAACGACACUUAGUCGAAUCCAAUUCCAUCAGCCAGCUUCCUUUUGAGCCGAGAAAAAAGGACUAAAACUAAAAAAAACCCACCCCACCUAGAAUUUAAUACACAAAAAAAUAGUUAAAAAAGAAUUUUAAUUCAAAACAACACAGUGCUACUUUUAUCGCCUCUCAGAAACCCCCACCAUUCACAUCAACCCCCUUAACGUCUAUCUUCUCGUACAAUAUUGUGUUUGAUGAAAAUUUAAUUUAAAAAAUUAAAUUCAUGCAAAAUAAAUCAAAAUAUCUAUCAAUUUCGUGAAAAUUCAACCCAAAACAACAACAACAAAAAAGAAAAAGAAAUUAUUUAUAUUCAAAUUAAAUUCUGAAUAAAUAAAACGUGAAUAUACACAAAUUUGCGUUUAAAUAAUAACGUCAGUGUUUUUAACCAAAAAUUUAAUGUGAAAAUACGAAAAGAUCCAUUUUCGAAAUAAAAAUGAAUAAAAAUACAAAUUUCCAGUAUUUGAGUGUGUGAAAAAUAAAAAAAAUAUUUAAAUAUAUAAAUCUGGUGUUUAUUUCUGAAAAUUUAAUUGCAUACCUGCAUUUUUAUCCUGCAAACGAGGAUUGCGUUUAAAAUUUUUUGUUUAAUUUUUUGUGUUUUUGAUUUCGUUCACAUUGUUGAGUAAUAAAUAAAAUAAAUAAUAUCUAUCUAUAAAAAUAAAUCAAACAAAAAUAAAAGAAUAAAAUCCACUAUGACGAUGCGUGUAUCUGCCAAAUACAGUCACCAUUUGGGAUUAAUUAUUUAUGGAUUACUAUUUUCGAUUUGUACGACAAAUGCUGGAAGGAUAUUUGACGUGACAAACAUCCCAACGGAGAAGGUAAUAGCCGAAGCUGGAAAGAAUGUCACCAUAACAUGUCCUGGUGUAACGGAGCACUCUCUGGUGGAUACGUUAACGUGGAAAACGGCAACAACAACCAUCGCCCAAUUUGCCAAUCGGAUACCGCUGUUACACAGCCCAAGGAUUCAACUGCUGUCUGAUAAUUUUGGUCUGCAAUUCGUUCCGGCAAUUGCAUCGGACACUGCCGAGUACAUAUGUCUGGUUAAUGACAGACAUAUUCCGGAGGCGAUUGUUGAUUUAUUAGUUCAGGAUGUUCCAGAUCCACCAGAGAGGCCAUUACUGAUGAGCUUCACGUCACGCUCAGUUAAUUUAUCAUGGGCACAUUCACAACAUUCGAGGAAUACCCCAGUAACGCAUUUCAUCAUUGAAACGAGAGUUGGCGAAGAAGGACCCUGGGACCAAGUGCCGCAAAUUUUCACUAAAACUAAUGCGACAUCAUAUCAAGUGACAGGCCUUAUACCGUUUACGGUCUAUAGCUUUCGUCUAUUGGCUGUUAACAAAUUGGGUGUUAGUCCUCCGUCCAAAGAGUCCUACUACAUUGUGACACUACGUGAACCUCCUAUUGGAAAACCAGUCCCUACCACCGCCCAUAAUACAUCAUCCACGUCAGUGUACGUAUCCUGGAAGCCGCCGCCACCAAAUACGAUUCUAGGUGAAUUCCUCGGAUAUCGCAUUACGUACAGACCUCGAGACCGGGAUCCCAACGACACCAAGGAAAUUUACAUUCGAGAUAGUACCGUGGAGAGUCAUGAAAUUCAUAAUCUGGAGGCGUACACACAGUACAAGGUGUCAGUUCAGGUAUUUAAUCCCGAAGGAUUGGGACCUGAAACGACAAUAUUGGUUAUGACUGACGAAGGAGUGCCAAGUAAACCUUUGAAUUUGACAGUCUUGGAUGUUACAUCGACAACUAUAACUUUAACAUGGUUGGUUCCUAAAAAUCAAAAUGGAAUCAUCAAUGGCUAUCAUGUAUUUCAUUUGCAUGAAAAUCAAACUGGAGUUGGAAUUGCUAGAGCGUCAGAUGGACCAUCGGUAACAUUUGUUAUGGAUAAAUUGAAACCAUUUACUGAAUAUAGAAUCAAUGUUAAGGCUUACACUAUUGCCCAUGAGGGCGAAUCAACGGAACCCAUUCGUCAACGAACUGAUGUCGCAGGACCAAGUGCACCAAUUGUAGUUAAUCUUACAUGCCAUUCACAGGACUCGAUUACAAUUCGUUGGAGGCGUCCAUUGGAGUUCUUUAAUUCAAUUGAUUAUUAUAUUAUUAAAUCGCGUAUAGUCGGACAGGAAACACACCGUGAUAUUAGAAUUAAUGCCUCCGACAAGGAAUUGGAAACUGCGAUGAUUUUACAAAAUUUGACAACGAAUUCAAUGUACGAGGUCAAAGUAGCAGCUGCAACUUACAGCGUUAUAAAUCCAAAGAAGAUAGUUCCUGGACGAUAUUCCGAGCCAAAGAAGAUCCUCUUGCAACCAAAUUGUGAGAAAAUUCAACCCUUACUGAGAACAUCCCAUAAUGACUACAAUUUGGCUGUACUCGUUGGAAUUAUAUUCAGUUGUUUCGGAAUUGUCCUUAUUGUGAUGGCUUUCUUUUUAUGGAGCAGGAAAUGUUUCCAUGCAGCAUACUAUUACCUAGACGACCCCCCACACCAUCCAUCGGUGCCCCAGGUUGACUGGGAAGUUCCCGUCGAGAUUGGCGGCGAAAUACGUGCUGCUGUGCCCGUAAAUGAGUUCAGUAAGCAUGUAGCUUCGCUGCACGCUGAUGGCGACAUCGGCUUUAGCCGGGAGUAUGAGGCCAUUCAAAAUGAGUGCAUAUCCGACGACCUACCCUGCGAGCACUCACAGCAUCCGGAGAACAAGCGGAAAAAUCGCUAUCUCAACAUAACUGCAUAUGACCACAGUCGAGUGCAUCUCCACCCAACACCAGGCCAAAAGAAGAACCUCGAUUACAUUAAUGCCAAUUUCAUUGACGGCUACCAGAAGACCCGUGCCUUUAUCGGCACGCAAGGUCCAUUGCCGGACACAUUUGAUUGCUUCUGGCGAAUGAUUUGGGAGCAACGAGUGGCGAUUAUUGUGAUGAUAACGAACCUGGUCGAACGGGGCCGUCGGAAGUGCGACAUGUACUGGCCAAAGGACGGCAUUGAGACAUACGGGGUCAUUCAAGUGAAACUGAUUGAGGAGGAAGUAAUGUCCACGUAUACUGUGCGAACGUUACAGAUUAAGCACCUCAAGCUCAAAAAGAAGAAACAGUCGAACUCGGAGAAAAUCGUUUACCAGUACCACUACACGAAUUGGCCGGAUCACGGAACACCUGACCAUCCCCUGCCAGUAUUAAAUUUUGUUAAGAAAUCUUCAGCAGCCAAUCCACCAGAUGCAGGUCCAAUAGUUGUCCACUGCAGCGCUGGAGUUGGACGCACUGGAACAUACAUCGUUUUAGAUGCCAUGCUCAAGCAGAUCCAGCAGAAGGGAGUCGUCAAUGUAUUCGGCUUCCUGCGACACAUCCGGGUGCAGCGGAAUUUCCUCGUUCAAACCGAGGAGCAGUACAUUUUCCUGCACGACGCCCUUGUCGAGGCCAUAGCCAGCGGGGAGACAAACCUGCGUGCCGAUCAAAUCGAGGAGCUUAAAAAUCUCACCACCUACCUAGAGAAUCAGUACAAGAAUAUUAUUCAGUUCCAAACGAAGGAUAUUCACAUCGCGUCGGCGAUGAAGCAAGUCAACUCAAUCAAGAAUCGUGGUGCCAUAUUCCCGAUUGAAAGCAGUCGGGUGCAUUUAACGCCGAAGCCGGGCGAAGAGGGAAGCGAUUAUAUAAACGCUUCGUGGCUGCACGGUUUCAGGCGGCUGCGAGACUUUAUUGUCACCCAGCAUCCAAUGUCUCACACCGUCAAGGAUUUCUGGCAAAUGGUGUGGGAUCACAAUGCGCAAACAAUUGUAUUGCUAUCAUCAUUAGAUGAGAUUAACUUUGCGCAAUUUUGGCCAGAUGACACGACGCCCAUCGAAAGCGAUUACUAUCGCGUAAAAUUCUUAAGCAAGACCAACAAAAGCGACUACGUGAGUCGAGAUUUUGUCAUACAAUCAAUACAGGACGAUUAUGAGCUAAGCGUGAAAAUGCUGCAUUGUCCCAGUUGGCCAGAAAUGACCAAUCCAAAUAGUAUUUACGAUUUUAUUGUGGACGUGCACGAGAGAUGCAGCGACUACAGAAAUGGACCAAUCGUUGUCGUGGAUAGAUACGGCGGUGCUCAGGCAUGUACAUUCUGUGCGAUCUCAUCAUUAUCCAUCGAAAUGGAAUAUUGCAAUACGGCAAACAUCUAUCAAUAUGCCAAAUUGUAUCACAACAAACGGCCGGGCGUAUGGACGUCUAGCGAAGACAUACGCCUUAUUUACAACAUCUUAUCAUAUUUGCCUCGUAAUUUGCAGCUACUCAAACGCACUGCCUUGCGUACAGAAUUUGAAGAUGUUACGACGGCAACGCCGGAUUUAUACAGUAAAAUCUGUAGCAAUGGUAAUAUUAGUAGUACGUUACAAAAUUCAAAUCCCCUAACUAACUUAACUAUAAAUAAUGCUGCAUUAACUUCGCUUAUAAAUGGUGAUGUUACAACAAUUACAACAACAACAACAACAAAUCCAACCCUAAUAACAACAACAACACCAACAACUAUCAUUCCAACAUCAACAAUUAUAAAUAAUUUGGAUAAUGAUGCUAAUGGUGGUGAUAAUGGUGAUGGUAAUUAUAUAAUUAACCCAAUUAAUCAAACAACCCCUACUAACCAACAACAACAACAACUAACUGGUGGUAUUAAUGAUGACGUUAAUAACGUUCAUGGUGAUGGUAUUAAUGUUAAUAUUAAUGUUAAUGGUAAUGUAAAUUUAAAUGUUAAUGGAAACUUAAAUUAAAUUUUCAUCAACGUAUUUAGCUGUAACGGAUGCUCAAAGCUUAGAUAUUGUAGGAUAAACAAAUAAAUUAUUUUAGUUUAACAAAUUAACACAAACAAAAACUAUUCCUAAGUAAAAUUAAAAAGAAAAAAAACAUAAAUUUACACAAAAAUAGUAGAGCAAGCUGACACAACCAUUCUUUAAGUAAAAGUAAAUAAAACAAACAAAAAAUUAUACAUAAAAGUUCAUCCAGUUAUUAUUAAACAAAAAACAAAAAACAAUUCCUUUCAACAACAAAUUAAAAAACAAAAAAAAAACAUCACAAUAAACAUUCUCUUCUAUGUUCCUCUGGUUCCUUUUUUCUUUUAUCUAUAUUUCUAUUCAUAAAUUUACUAAAACAAAACAAAAACAAGAAUUAUUAUAUGUAAUGUGUAAGAAGUUCAUCAAAAUACAUCACACUCUUGGAGGUCUUGAGAAACCAGGACCUCCAUGAGCAAAAACAAAAUAUAAGCGCACCCUUUUAUGAAUAAACAAACAAAAAUGUAGUUAAACUAGAAAAAAAAAAAACCAACACAAAAACAAUGUAGUUAUUAACAAUUUAUACGAGAAUAAAAACACGGUGAUGAGAUUGCAUGAAAUUAAUUUAGUUCUUAAUCAUUAUAAUUAUUAUUAAUAAAAUAUAUAUAUUAAAAUUCUUUGUAUAAAUGUGACAAUGUGAUUUGCUGCGUGUAUGAUGGAUGUUUAGUCGCGUCUGUCCGUCCCGUCCGUCUGUUUAUUUUGAAUUAUUUUUGUUUCAUUUCCGUCCCUAUAUUAUUUAUCAGAAAAAUUAUACCUAAAUUAUAUAAUUCACCUAAAAUUGUAAAUUGUAAAAAAUUAUAAUUAAAAAAGAAAAGAAACAAAACAAAAAACUAAUUAGAAAUAUUACCUACCAUAUAUAUGUAAAAUGUAUUUAUCGAAAUUUUAAUUUAAGUAAAAUUAAAAAAAAAAAAACGAAAAAGAAAAAAAGAAA